Juglans regia (Persian walnut) is the source of this 3834-nucleotide messenger RNA. RefSeq lists its product as uncharacterized. The record is from RefSeq and is a predicted model, not a curated record. NCBI's taxonomy places the organism in Eukaryota, Viridiplantae, Streptophyta, Magnoliopsida, Fagales, Juglandaceae. Gene Ontology annotation, cellular component: nuclear pore. The coding region runs from base 296 to 3565 and encodes 1089 amino acids. The transcript has 9 exons.
GCCUUUCCUUCUCAGUUUCACUACAACUCCUCCCUGAGGCUAUUAUACUCUCAGAUAUCUCAAACAUGGUAAACCACCUGGUACGAAACGAGUCGUUUUCCGUCUUUCCCACAUUUCUCCGAUUUUUCGGCUAUUAACUUUACCGAGUGCAGUGUUUGCAGUUCUAAUUUUCUCUACUCAGGAACAUAUUUCUGGUGUCCCUCCCCCCCGAUUCUGAACUCUAGAGCUUUGAGGUUCUUGUGAUUCUACGUAGCUAAUCACAUUGGGGUGGAACUAGUCCACCGUUACUGAAACUAUGGUUGUAGGCUUGAAAGCAAAGAACAGGCGAAGCGCCUCGGUCCAAAUAAAUUAUUUAAUCCAUGUAGAGGAGAUCAAGCCUUGGCCCCCAUCACAGUCACUUAGAUCCCUCCGUUCCGUUCUGAUUCAAUGGGAAAAUGGUGAUCGAAAUUCUGGGUCUACCAACAUUGUUGUACCAUCACUUGGCUCAGUUGUUGUUGAGGGAAAGAUUGAAUUCAAUGAGUCUUUUAGGCUACCUGUGACCUUGUUGAGGGACAUGUCUGUCAAAGGUGGUGACGCCGAUGCAUUUCAAAAGAAUUGCUUGGAGUUUAACUUGUAUGAGGCAAGGAGGGACAAGACUGUGAAGGGCCAGUCGUUGGCGACUGUCAUCAUUGACUUGGCAGAUUAUGGUGUUGUGCAAGAUGCCUUAAGCAUUAGUGCUCCAAUGAACUGCAAGAGGAGCUAUGGGAACACAGAUCAGCCAAUUUUAUAUAUCAAAAUCCAGCCUCUUCGUAAGGGUCGCACUAAUUCUUCGUUGAGGGACAAUCAGUCAAGAGGCGUGUCGCAGAAUGAUAAUGGUGGCGGAUCUGUUUCUGCCUUGAUGAAUGAAGAGUAUGCUGAGGAAGCAGAGAGUGCAUCUUUCACCGAUGAUGAUGUUUCAUCACACUCAUCUCAAACAAUUGCUUCUACUGCUUUUGACUCUAUUGGGGGCUUACCUCCUCAAGAGAAUGGACCAGACAUGGUGAGGCAUGGCACUGGAGGGGGCCACAAGGAGCAUGCCUUAGCUGCAAACCUGAAGCUUGAAAAAUCUAAUAUGACAUCAUGUAUUGGAUCACAAGAAAAUCCGAAGGGGAGUUCAUCUCGCUCAUCAUCAACAGACUUAUCCUCUGAUCUGGGGAGUCCAGUAAAUGGUCCUGCUUCUGUACCGAACUUUCCUAACUCUAUUUCAACAUCAAUCCAACAACAUGUUGCUUCCAAUGGUUUUCACUCUUCAUCAUCAUCCUUGGUGUAUGAAAAUAUGGAGGAAGAUUCUGAUGCCAGCAUUCAAAGUAAUGACAAUGGACAUUUAGCUCUGGAAGUUCACGAAAAGAUUAGUAAUACCACAAGUGUAGUUUCAGGUGAUGGCGAGCGGAACAUCAAGGAAAAUGUACCUAACAGUUUUGUAGCAUCCCCAGACAAAAAUUCCCAGAUGGUUGAGAAACUGGACUCCUCCAAGUAUAGUGAUUCUCAAGUUAAUGGAAACAAUGAUGGGAAGGGUUGGGAAAUUGGUAGCGAUCACUUGGAGGAGGCUGAAACCACAGAUGAUUACUUUGAUGGUUCUACGGAGGACAAAGAUGGAAAGGAACCCCAAGAAAAUGGAGUUGAAAUAGAAAACUUGGAUGAGAAAACAGUUUUUACAGAAGAUGAACCAUCAGUCACCGGAAGUGCUACCAGAGGGCAAGCCUCUUUGGAAGGUGAUGCAUUUUCUUUAAGCAGUGGAAGUCUUGGAAUGAAGAGUAAUAUCCUUAAAAAUGAGAGAUUAAAAAAUGUAAAGUCUGUUAGGUCAUCAACAGACUUAGGUAGGACCAAUGGAUCAGUAAGUAGUAAUCAGCACACAGAAGUAACAGAAGCUGGUGUCCUGGGAGAUACACAGUACAUUGGACGAAGCCUCAGAAGCAAUGAAAGGAAAGAUGCUAAAGUUUAUCCAAAGGAUACAAAAAGUGCUCUUUUAGAUAGCAAAAUCCAGCAAUUGGAACACAGAAUAAAGAUGCUUGAGGGUGAGUUGAGAGAAGCCGCUGCUGUGGAGGCUUCUCUUUAUUCAGUAGUUGCUGAGCAUGGAAGUUCCAUGAGUAAGGUCCAUGCUCCUGCUCGGCGCCUUUCAAGGCUGUAUCUUCAUGCUUGUAGACAAAGUUCUCUAUCAAGGAAAGCAUCUGCUGCUAGAAGUGCUGUUUCAGGACUAGUUUUGGUGGCAAAAGCAUGUGGAAAUGACGUUCCAAGAUUGACAUUUUGGUUGUCCAACUCGAUUGUCUUGAGAACAAUUAUAAGCAAAGCCAUUGGGGACCGGGAGCUACCACUGCCUGCUGAAUCUGGUAUUGAAAGGAAUGGUGGGGUAAAGGUGGAUAACAAGGUAUCAUCCCUAUUAAAAUGGAAAGUGUCUUCUCCUGGCAUAAAAGAAAAUGCAAAAUCUUUUUAUGGAAGUUUUGGCAACUGGGAGGACCCACGUACGUUUACAUCUGCAUUAGAAAAAAUAGAAAGUUGGAUCUUCUCCCGAAUUGUUGAGUCUAUCUGGUGGCAGACUUUGACUCCACAUAUGCAGUCUGCUGCUGCAACAACAAUUAACGAAUGUUUGGGUUCCAGCUCAAGGAAAACCUAUGAAAGGUUAUCUAGUUCAGGUGAGCAAGAGCAAGGGAACUUUGCAAUAGACCUUUGGAAGAAGGCUUUCAGGGAUGCCUGUGAAAGACUUUGUCCUGUCCGAGCUGGAGGGCAUGAGUGUGGCUGCUUGCCUCUGCUGGCUAGAUUGAUAAUGGAGCAAUGCGUGGCCAGACUGGAUGUGGCAAUGUUCAAUGCUAUCCUUCGUGAAUCCGCUGAUGAGAUCCCAACAGAUCCUGUAUCGGACCCUAUCAGUGAUUCAAAGGUUCUACCUAUUUUUGCUGGGAAAUCAAGUUUUGGGGCUGGUGCACAGCUGAAAAAUGCGAUUGGAAAUUGGUCUAGAUGGCUGACUGACUUAUUUGGUAUGGAUGAUGAUGACACCGAUGAGAGAGAAUAUGCAUCAUUCAAGUCUUUUCAUCUGCUUAAUGCAUUAAGUGAUCUCAUGAUGCUUCCAAAGGACAUGCUUUUGAGUAAAUCCGUCAGGAAAGAGGUAUGCCCUUCAUUUGGUGCACCAUUGAUCAAGAGGGUUGUCGACAAUUUUGUUCCAGAUGAGUUUUGUCCGGACCCAAUUCCAGGCGUUGUACUUGAAGCACUGGACUCAGAGGAUCAUUUCGAGCCAGGGGAGGAGUCUCUGAUGAACUUCCCAUGUGCAGCGGCUCCUAUAGUUUAUUCACCACCUCCGGCAGCUUCAGUCGCAAAUAUUAUUGGAGAGAUUGGAAGCCAAACUCACCUGAGAAGAAGUGGGUCCUCGGUGCUCAGGAAAUCGUACACGAGUGAUGAUGAGCUUGACGAGUUGAAUUCACCCUUGAGUUCUAUAUUCAUUGAUGGCUCCCUUUCAUCAGCAGUCCCAACAAAGCCCAGCUGGGUAUCAAAGGGAAAUGGCAAUCAAGAUGCUGUAAGAUACGAACUGCUUCGCAGUGUGUGGAUGAAUAGCGACUAGCGCAGUAUGUAUAUCACAGGUAUAUAUCAAAUGUAUCUCCCUUUUUUUUUUCUCUUUGUAUUUGGAGUUCUGAAUUUGUUCUCUGGUUUUGGUUUCACCAUCGUACUUGAUGUUUCUGUACAAAAAAGGUAAUUGUAGUAGAAAAACUCCAAAACCUUUGAACUCUCGGGGUGAACCAACCCUGUCAGCGGGUGAAAAUAAUAAGGGACUGGUUCCGGUCAACACAUCAUUAUGUCGUUGAUUUUAUUAUUUUAGCGUUUGAUUUUUCC